This is a messenger RNA of Phaethon lepturus (White-tailed tropicbird), 1795 nucleotides long. RefSeq names its product ubiquitin-conjugating enzyme E2E 3 (gene UBE2E3). Gene Ontology annotation, molecular function: ubiquitin conjugating enzyme activity. The coding region runs from base 9 to 632 and encodes 207 amino acids. Gene Ontology annotation, cellular component: nucleus. Gene Ontology annotation, biological process: protein polyubiquitination. The record is from RefSeq and is a predicted model, not a curated record. The transcript is spliced from 5 exons. NCBI's taxonomy places the organism in Eukaryota, Metazoa, Chordata, Aves, Phaethontiformes, Phaethontidae.
UCCCCACGAUGUCCAGUGAUAGGCAGAGGUCAGACGAUGAAAGUCCAAGUACCAGCAGUGGUAGUUCAGAUGCCGAUCAGAGGGAUCCACCUGCACCUGAACCCGAAGAGCAAGAAGAGCGAAAACCCUCUGCCACCCAGCAGAAGAAGAACACCAAACUGUCCAGCAAAACUACUGCUAAGCUAUCCACUAGUGCUAAAAGAAUCCAGAAGGAGCUAGCUGAAAUAACCCUUGAUCCUCCUCCUAACUGCAGUGCCGGUCCUAAAGGAGAUAACAUUUAUGAAUGGAGAUCUACUAUACUUGGACCUCCAGGUUCUGUAUAUGAAGGAGGCGUUUUUUUCCUGGAUAUCACAUUUUCAUCUGACUAUCCAUUCAAGCCACCAAAGGUUACUUUCCGUACCAGAAUUUAUCACUGCAACAUCAACAGUCAGGGAGUUAUCUGUCUGGAUAUCCUGAAAGACAACUGGAGCCCUGCUUUGACUAUUUCAAAGGUUCUGCUGUCUAUUUGUUCUCUUCUGACAGACUGCAACCCAGCUGACCCUCUGGUUGGAAGCAUAGCCACUCAGUACCUGACCAACAGAGCAGAACAUGACAGGAUAGCCAGACAGUGGACCAAGAGAUACGCAACAUAAAUGACAAACUACUUGUACAGUGUGAAGGUGCAGAAGGCAACUUUGCAGUGUGCAACAAAUCUUUAUAGCCUUUACAAUACGGACUUCUGUGUAUAUGUUAUACUGAUUCUACUCUGCUUUUAUCCUUUUGAAGACUGGGAUACUGCCCCCCAAAAAGGUAAAUGCUAUCAAGAGUAGAAAUUUGUAGCUGUAGAUUAGUUAUGUUUAAAAUGCCUACUUGCAAGUCUUGCUUCUUUGGGAUAUCAAAAUGUAUUUUGUGAUGUACUAAGGAUACUGUUCCUGAAGUCAACCAAAUAUUAUAGUGCAUUUUAGCCUAAUUCAUUAUCUGUAUGAAGUUAUUAAAGGUAGCUGUAGAUUACUAGGAAUUAUGUCAUUUGUAUUAAACCCAGAUCUAUUUCCAAUAUGUGGUACAUGCUGUUGUGAAAACUGUUUUAACUUUUACCUUUGUCAGUUUGUAAUGAAAGGAUUUCCUUUUUCCCUUUGUAGCUCAGAGAGCACCCAGUGUAUCAUCUCAAACACAAUAAACAUGUUCCCCAAGGAGUAGUUUCUUUGUUUUCCUAUUUUAAAUUAAUAUUUGAAUAAAUUUAAUUAUAGUAACAAGGCAGGGCCAAUGUAUCACAGAUCCCUGUGGAUAAUCUUUAAAUUAAUAUACAUAAGCAAAGGCUUGCUAUUAAAUGCUUAAUGCAUACCUGUGGAUUGUUUAAGUUUUCCCUGUUUUCUUUUUAACAGAACAAAUGUCAUUUCUACAAUUUCCUUAAAUUGAAUACUGUUCAGCUCUUUCUCAAGUUGGAAUGAGAGCAUUGCACAUGCUCAUUCCAGAAGUUAAUGUAGCCGGUUGCUUCAGGGCCAGUCCUGCUCCCCGAACAGACUGCCUGAGUCUUGCUACAAAUUUUUUUUGCAGGACGAGGGCCAAGUUAGAGAUAGUCUGGUGCUUUUGUUUCCAAGUAAAGCAAGUCGGACUUGCUGAUCUAGAGAACUACAGUUAGCCAUUGAAAAUGGUCUUCCAACGCAUGAUUGAACAUGAUAUCAUCUGUCCAGAAAACAGAGGAUUAGAAUAAAUUUUAUCAGAUUUUUAUGACGCAAAAACAGUUGCAGGGUUGGGGGGGGAAUGAACCUUUGUUAGUGAAAAAGAAAUCUGUAAACCUGUUGAACUACGGUCCCCC